CUUCCGCCGCCCCGCGCAUCCCCGGCGGCCGCCGCUCGCCGCCUCCCGCGUUGCGGCUGCCCCUCGGCCCGGCGCAGGCGGCAGCGGCCGCGGGGAGACGCCGCCAGGAGCCCCCGCCGUGCUGCGGAGGGGGGACCGGGCGCGGGGCGAGGGCGGGCGGCGGCCCCCGGCGCGGGGCAGCGGAGGGGGGCGCGGCGGCCUGAGGGGAGGCGGUGUGAGGGGCCGGGGCCUCGGCGCGGUGCCGGUCCCCUGCCCCGGUAGAGAGGCCGGAGUGGAAGUGGGGCGUUUGGGGGCAGCCAGAGCCCUGUGGCCGCUCCCUCCUGACGCCUGGGGAGAGCGGGCGAGGGAAGGGCCGGGCUGGGCCGGGAGGAGGCCGGGUGCCGGCCGGCCUUGCGCUGGGCCCGGGCAGGCAGCGGAGGAGCCCCUCGCACCUGGCCAGCACCGAAAUCCUUCUCUUAGUUGGUGGGUCAGAUAUUGGGGCAAAUAGGUGCUUAGCCCUAAUAAGGGAUUAAAAGAUGUUUCAUGAAGCUCUGCGUUGGCUCCUUGAACUAAGGGGCCGUUCCCGGGCUUGCCCUGCUGCCUGCCUGACUGGUGUGAGGGCUUAGGCUGGUGAGGCUGAGCUGCUGAGGAAUGGAAGGGACGGAGAGCAGAAGCGGCACUUCCUCCUCUGUCGUCGCAGACUGGAGUUUAGUGUUUUGGACUCUGUGCUCUGUGCUCCUGCCGGUGCUGAUCACCUUGUGGUGCAGCUUCCAGCGGUCCCGGCGGCAGGUGUUGAUACGAGACAUCUUUCGCAAGAGCAAGCAUGACUGGCACUACACGGACCUCUUUGGCCAGCCUUCCUACUGCUGCGUCUGUGCUCAGCACAUCCUUCAGGGAGCUUUCUGCAACUGCUGUGGGCUGCGUGUCAGCGAAGGGUGCCUCAAGAAGGCUGACCAGCUUUUUCUCUGCAAGGAAAUUAUGAUGAGGAGCAAUGGCGGAGCCCAAACCUCUAUGCCACACCACUGGAUCAGAGGCAAUGUCCCACUCUGCAGCUGCUGUAUGAUAUGCAAACAGCAGUGCGGCACACAGCCCAAGCUCUGCGACUACAGAUGUGUGUGGUGUCAGUACACUGUGCAUGAUGAAUGCAUGAUGGAUUGUUUAAAGACUGAGGAGUGUACAUUUGGAGAAUUCAGAGACUUAAUUAUUCCACCAUACUAUUUGUCUACAAUCAACCAUAUGCGUAAAGACAAAAGAAGCAGUUAUGAAAAGGUAGUACCGUACUGCAGAAAACACUGGAUGCCAGUAAUCAUCCUGGCUAAUACUCGUAGUGGAAACAACAUGGGUGAAACUUUACUAGGAGAAUUUAAAAUUCUGCUGAACCCUGUUCAGGUCUUUGAUCUAAGCAAAAUUGCACCUGCUAAAGCACUCCAACUUUGUACCUUGCUGCCUUGCAACACUGUCAGGGUUCUUGUCUGUGGUGGGGAUGGCACAGUAGGCUGGGUCCUGGACGCAAUUGAUGAAAUGAAGAUAAAGGGGCAAGAACGCUAUAUUCCACAAGUUUCGAUUUUACCUCUGGGAACAGGUAAUGACCUGUCUAAUACACUGGGCUGGGGUGCAGGUUAUGCUGGAGAAGUCCCUGUAGAGCAAAUCUUACGAAAUGUCAUGGAGGCAGAUGGAAUCAAGCUAGACAGAUGGAAGGUACAAGUAACAAACAAAGGAUACUACAACUUAAGGAAACCAAAGGUAUUCACAAUGAACAACUACUUUUCUAUAGGACCUGAUGCUCUCAUGGCUUUAAAUUUUCAUGCUCAUCGUGAGAAGACUCCCUCUCUGUUUUCCAGCAGAAUUAUUAAUAAGGCUGUUUAUUUUUUUUAUGGAACCAAAGACUGCUUAGUACAAGAAUGUAAAGAUCUUAACAAGAAAGUUGAGCUAGAGUUGGAUGGUGAGAGGAUUGAGUUGCCCAAUUUGGAAGGCAUCAUUGUCCUGAAUAUUGGAUAUUGGGGAGGUGGCUGUAGGCUCUGGGAAGGAAUGGGUGAUGAACCUUACCCCUUGGCAAGACAUGAUGAUGGACUUCUGGAAGUUGUUGGCGUUCAUGGUUCUUUCCACUGUGCCCAGAUUCAGGUGAAACUAGCAAGUCCUGUUCGCCUAGGGCAGGCACAUACAGUGAGGCUGAUCUUGAAGAGUUCAAAGAUGCCGAUGCAGGUGGAUGGAGAGCCCUGGGCUCAGGGGCCCUGCACUGUUACCAUAACUCAUAAGACACAUGCACUGAUGUUGUAUCACUCGGGUGAACAAACAGAUGACGAUGCUUCCAGCGUGUCUGAGCAAGACCACGUGAGAGAACAGACGGACGAAGAUGUAUAGAUUUUGUUGAAUUUAACAUAAUACAGUGAUGAACUUCAGCUUACUUAAGACACUGAGUACGCCUAAUCUAGAUUAAGGUUUAUGCUGUAAUGUUCAUACUUGUGAAUGAGCUAGAGUUGAGGAAAAAGCCAUGCUUUCACAUUCAUGGAAACUUCCACAGCUGAAUUACCACAACUGUUUUGCCUUUUAGAUUGGUGGUGAUGCCCAGCCUUUCUAGCUGGAAGAGUUAGUUAUUCUAUUGGCAGGAAACAGACACGUACUGCAGCCCUUCCUUGCUAUGGAGUCAGAUCUUCUGCACAUGCACAGUAUAAUAUGCAGAAGGUUUGAUACCCUUGGAAAGGAGAACAACUGGGAGUUUGGCCUGCUUCCACCUGUCCUCUUCCCCGGAACAGUUCCAGAACAGAAAACCAGACCAAGUAGGAUGUGGGCUGAUUUUCUGACAACAGUCUGCUCCUGGCUGCCAUCUCUUCCUGGGAGCGAGGCAAAUACUUUUUGGUGCACCUACUCGUGCAGUGCAUGUCUAGUAGGCUUGACUGGGAGAAUGGAGGAUCUGGGAGCUCUGGGGAAGGUAGUUAGCAAGGAAAAUGCUUUUGGACCAAAGGUUUCUGGAAAAGUUCUGUUAGUGAUUGACCUUUUUCAGUGGCUUUGUAAGCCAUUGACAGAGUACUGAGGUCCUGAGUACCCAAGACAGAACUUGAAAAUAAUUGUACCAUGGCUUGCACUGAAUGAUCCUGUGACUGACUCUGCUUCAGUUCAGUGAGAGACUAAUUUUAGGUUUUGUAAAUAGCAAUGUCUUAGUUCUUGAGGAGACUUUUUGGAGGAAAACUUGGACAACAGAGCUGUCUUUUUUUUAGCUGUUUACAGGAGGGUUUUAAAGAAAUAAUGAUGAUUGACAAAUGCCUUGUCUUUAAAGGCUUGUUAAAGACCUUGCUUCAUAAUCACCUGAAAAUGAUCAAUAGCAAGUCAGUCUGUUAAGUCUCUAAGUGUGGAGGUUGAGAGCUAAGUUUGCAGAAGUUAGCAAGUUCUGGUGUUCAUGUGUAUAAAAUGAUUGUGGAAAAAAGCAUGGAAGCAUUUGCCUUCUGACUGGUUCUUAGGGUGUCAAAGAUACCUUGUUGGACCUGAAACUUCAUUUUCCAUGAAUAUAGGGCGAGGAAAAGGUUGGUGGUCUAUACUGAUAGUAAAGGUUAAGAAUACAUACAACAGUACAGGGAAACUCUGUUUGACAUAUCUGAAGCUUCUCAGGUUAAAAGCUUCUCAGGUGAAAACAUCUUCACGGUUAACAGAAGUAAAAAUCUACUUCCUUUUUUUUUUUUCUGUUGUAGGCAUUUUAAGUCUGCAGCAGGCAAGAGCUAUGAGUUGUUUAAAAUUUGUCAAAGUAAUUCAGUUAAGUCCAGUUGAGUUACUGAAGGCAAUCUUCCACUGGGAAGAGAAUUUAUGCUGAGUAUAUACUGCAUGAGCAAAGGUCAUAGGAGAAGUUGAGAGCUUUGGUCUGAACCCUGACUGUUGUUGCUUGUCAGAACUCUCCCAGUCUUUUUUUUUUUUCUUCCUUUUUUUCUCUAUGCUAACUGAAAGCGAUACCAUUGAGUAAAGUAGGCUAGGUUUUUAGUUUCUAGGUUUUGUAAAAUGAAACUGUUUUUCAACAAUCUAUAAAAUGAAGUUUGCAUUAACAGUGAAUGAACUAUUUAUAUUUUAAAAUAACUUAUUGAAACCUUGGCAAAGUCAGUAUUUUUAAAACCUUCGAUUGUAAUCCUCUUUGGAGAGCAUUUUUAACUUGAUGGUAUUCAUUGUAGAAAGCGUAUGUACUAGAUCUUAAGUACUACUGAUUAUCAAUGAAUUUAUAGCUGUCUGAAAAUGUGAUUGGAGUGUAAUGAAUUGUAAAGUGGAAUCCAUUUGUAAAUUCCAUAGUCAUUAGCCUUAUACACCUCAUCUUAAUUAUUUUAUCGUAUGUAUAGAGAACAAAUUAAUAGUUAAAUAUAUGUAAAAAGUGUUUAAAAUACCCAAAAGUAUACUGUUAGAUAAAUUCACUGCCCUUUUUUUGUUAUGAGGCUCAAUUUGUAUUAUUUUAAAAAAAUCUUACUAGUUUUUUUUUUUAAUAACUUGUAACCAUCAGCAUCCUAAAAAAUAGUUACAUUCUAUGCUACAGUUGCUACAUCCAACUCUUGUUUACAAACAAAUUACAAGUCUCUGGAAAAGCAGGGUAUGUGCUAUGAAAGGCAGUAUUUUCUCAAGAGAAACGACACCACUGGUUACUUCAUCUAAACUAUUCAUAAUACAGUUUAAAGAGUUGCUUGAAGUUCAUCAGAUUAUUAUUCAAAUUGUUUUAUAGCCUAGGAACCUUUAACUGUUCAAAAACUUCACUCUUUAAACUCCUGACAUCUAGAAAAAAAAAACAAUGGCUGCCAAGUCUUUGAGUGUCUCCCUUUUUUACAGCAGGUGAGCUGGCUUCUCCACUCGUGCUUUGCCUGAGUGGGUACCAGUGAUGUACUAUGCGCAGGCAAGAUCCUACCACUUCUGCAACUUGCUAGGAGUCCAGUCCUAAAUGUGUGAAAAAUCCUCUUUGCGAAAUGUAAAUCCAUUGUUCCCUCUGGAGAAACGAAGGAGAAUUAGAAGUGAAAAUAGCAGCUAAUUGGGUGCUUAUUUGGGACGACCUCUGGUAAAUGGUCUUGCUGGCAUUAGACAAAUCGUCCCCUUUUUGCGUGUGGAAGUGAAGUUUGUUUCACAUACUGACUGCUAGUGAUUGCAGCAAAUGAUAGGUAGCAAAGGUAGCCAUUGCAAGCAUGGGGGAGCCACUUGUAAAAUUGUACUUAUGAUAUGGAGAAUGUUCUGUGAGGGUGAAGUGUCCGGUUCCCAAUCAGACAUAGGGUCAUCCUUCCAUUGUAAUGAUAUGUAGCUCUCAUAUGCAUGACCAAAACAAGUUCUUUUUAAACAUACAGUGUUAGCGCUAGAAUCUGUUGGGAAGUCUUGCUGGUUCCAACAUGCUGUCCUUUGAUUUCAGUGUAUCCUCCUUUCCAGUAUGAUGCAAAUUGGGUUAAAGCCUGCUUUGAGUUACUUUUAUGGAACUGGUUUAAGUUUUAGUGCAACUGCAGACAGUAAAUGUCAGCAAUGGGCUCCCAGAUUCUAAUGCUAGCAUAAAUGAACUUUUCUAAUUUGUAAUGUAGCUGCUUAAUGUUUUCAUGUGUGUGUUGUGACUGUAAAACUGUUACAUGCUUGUUUAAUGUUGUAGGUGCAUAAAGCACCGAUACAAAUUGCUACUCGGUAGCUUUUCUGAAAACGGAUUGGAAACCUGAAAAUACUGCAGUACAUCCUCUGUCCGGAAGAGGGUACUGUGCAGCUGGUCUCAUCUGCACUGAAGAAUUUUCCCUUACCCUGUUAAUGAUUAACACUGGGAAAAUAAUGAAAGCGAUGUUUCAGAAACAUAAAUAACGAAUAGUUUCUUCUGGCAGUCUUCAUGCAAUAUACCUUUGUGUAAAAUGUACAGGGUGAAUAAUAACAUCAACUGUCAAGCACUCAAAAGUGAAUUCACAAAGUUGAUUGUUAAGUUUUAUUGCUGCAUACACUAGCUUAACUGAAGCUUGGUCAGAUUCUGAUAACUUUCUUUACUGUAGGUUCUCAAUCCUGUGACAGGCAAUACAAAAAACUUAAACUUGUAUGGAGACCCUUUCUGUGAGUCAGCUUCCUCUUUUGCUCAAACCUCACUUGUUUGCACACACAUUGAGAGGAUGUGUAAGCAUGUUUUUAUGUGCAUAGAACUCCUUGUCAUAGGCUUUGUUUUACUUUGUGUUUUAAAUUCAGCAAUUCAUAGCAGGGUUAAACUGUUUCCAAUGCCACCUCAAUUUUGGAUCUUUCUCCAUAUCUGGACUUCUUUAAAAGUUGUUUGAUGCUCAAACUUGCAUCCUUUGUCUUCAAAAACAGCUGAGGUGGAGGACAUUCACUUUGUUUGCUUUUUUUUCUAAGUAUGUCUCCUGGUGUUUAAAGCAGGUUAUGGCAGUAUUUGGAACAUUCUCUUAAGAGCACUUUGGAAUUAUUGAAGUUAUCAAAGAACAUAGUCUUGUGUUUUCUUUCUACUGCAAUGGCAGUAUUUCUGUUUCUAAUUAAUUUGGAAUUAUGUUCAAAUUUGAACAUUUUUCUCAGCACUCUUAUGAAUUGCAUUUCAUGUUCAUAAUAUAAAGACUGUAUAGCAUAAUUGAUGUAUUUGGUACUCUUUUUCUUUAUAUGUUCACUUUUGAUGUUGCCCCUUCAUAGUUCUCCCCCCCUUCCCCCCAGGUCUUGCUUUUCUUAGGCACUAAGUAACUCAAAACAUCAUUUACUUUAGUUAGAAGCUUUAAGUACUUGCUCUCAGAAAACAGACUUGAGUUUCUCCUGGUUGCAAAAGAAAAUGCUACCAUGUUUGAAAACACUUGGAGAAAAUCAUCUUGUUGAGGCAAUGCUUAUAGCAAGAGUAAGUUAGACAUUUCUUCUGUAUAACUUCAGCUGAUUCAGACUGAGAAUUUGUUUCCCCAUACAUUUUGUCUUGCUAGUGUGUACAACUACUCAGUAACUACUUUGUAAUUUAAUUACUCAUUUUUUGCUGGCUUACUUUGAGCUAAAAAUGUUGGUUGGGACAUUAGCAAAAAGCUCUGCUGAAAUCAGGACAGUGAGCUUCUCUUUUAUCCACUUUAUCCUUUAUGCCAGCUAGUGUGUCAGAAAAGAAAAUUGUAAUGGCUUCACACUUAUUCUUAGCCCAGUAACCAACCUGUUUGGCUUUCUCAGCCACCAUCACCGCACCUGGAAGAUAAUAGAAAGGUCACCAGAGGUUCCCAGUCCCCCUGACCUAUUUUGGAAGUACAGUUUUUGCUCUUUGCUGCUGGGGAGGAACAUCCCCAUUCUCCACAGAUUCUGAGAACUGAUAGUUAAAGGUUGUGGUUUGAGUUUGGCCAGUUCCUUCUGGUUCUGCAUUAUGUUGCACUGGAGCUCACAGCUUUUAUAGUGUAUGUUAUUGUGUCUCACUGGUUAAAAAAAAAAAACAAAGCACUGUACCUUAGCUGUGAACAGCAUAAAGGUAUCAAUGUUGUAAUACUUACUCUUUUUUUACUUGGCAACAAAGGAUUUUAGGUAGAGUACCACUGUAUCCUAGUUAGUUAAUCUAUGGGUAAGAGUAGGACUCUUAGAAAUCCUUGCAUGUGUUCUAACUGAAAAUCUUUUUUUGUUCUGUAUUUCAUACCAACUAGUAGCAGUUUUCUUCCUUUUGGGGAAAAAAAAAAAAAGAUUUGACCUUUCAGUUAGAAGUAAACUAGGAUGUCUUAGGAUGUAAAAAUAGUAGUACAUAGCUGUUCCUGUUGAAUGUGAACCACUUAUUUAAAAAUGCUCUGACUUUUUUUCUGAUAAAUGAUAGCUGCUUCUUGAACACAGGAGUGAGACAGUAGAGACCACUUGUUCAUUUAGCAAUUGAGUGUAUUGAGAGAAUUUACACAUUAUUUCAGCUUUGUUUAGGCCACCAUUUAAAAGCACGGUAUGAUCAAAAUUUCUUUAUCUCACUAAGAUCGUUGAAUACCUAGUUCAGGUUUUGGGCAUCUCAGGGAGAGACUUCUAGCUGGAGUAAAGCCACAUGCCUUGACUAAACCUAGUGAGGUUAUACUGACAUACAUUAGCUGAGGAUCCGGCCUUUAACUGUUCAAAAGUAUGAAUGUAUUCAAAAUUUUACUUUGUUUCCCAUUAUUACUGCCCUGUGUACUGUGCUGUAUGCUCUUAUUGCUGUAUGUAAUUCAUUUGUUGCAUUGUUUCAUUUGCACCUUGUUUGUAGAUUUCAGCAUAAAAGUAAUAAUUUGAUUUUUAAGAGUAAGUAGGAACUUAUGUUGUGAAUUUAUUGCAUUCUGUAUCUUCAAAGUUUACAUCCCUCAAAAGCCAUUUUGUCCGCUACCAACUUGUAAUCCUUAGAGUACCUCCAGCCAUCUUCUCUUUCUAGGAUUUUUAUAGUUAAACAGAAUGGAUUUUUAUUUUUGUAGCUUGUAACUUCAAUAUGUAUAGUAGUUAUUUCUAUUUAGUAAUUAGUGAUCGGAAUACUGUAAAAAUGUUACUUUUAAGAGCUGUAACUUUAAAUUAGUAAUAACUACUUACAAGAAAAUACCAGCAUGUUAAUGGUUUAAAAAAAAAAAUCAGUUAUUCUUUAGCUUGGAAAUACUGUGAUGCUGUGACUUGGGAUUUGUAUUGAAUGUGUUUCUGUAUAUAUUCUGAAGUUGCACUAAGUAGGUAAAAAAUGAACUUAAAAUGCAAGUAAUAGAUCACAAAAUAGAAUUAAUUUAUAACAUCUUAGGUUUUUUCAACCGAAAAAGGUGACAUUGGGGAUUCGGUAUUUUUUGGGGUUUCCCACAGAACAGUAAGGAAGGAGUGGUCAGUGUUCACAGAACAGUUGUUUCCUUGUGGUGCAGUUUGAGAUAUGUAUUAUUCAGUGCCCAAACAUAAGCAAAAGCCUCCUGCAGCAUUCCCACCCCUCUUCUCAGAAACCAAAAACUCAGAGCAAACCUGAAUGUUCACAGCUGGAAAGUAUAUGAGAUCUUACAUGCAAAGAAAUACAGCCAAGGUAAUAUUGAACCUCCAAUAUAAAUGUUUAAAGUCAAAAUUUGGUUGUUUUUUUUUUCUUGAUAUCCAGUGAUGCUUUCAAAUCCCAAAUCGUUUUUCCUUUGGGGUUUUUUUUUUUUGGGGGGGGGGAGGGAGGUGGAGGGUGUUGGUGGUUUGUUGUUUUGGGUUUUUUUUUUUUAAAGGCAGGCUGAAAUGAGAGGAUAAGGAGGUAUUACUGUAACACUCUUAGUCAUAAGAGCUGGGAAGUGUGUUCUUUAUUUGCUGUGUAGGCGUAGGAACUGUGAUAUUGUUACAGCUCAAAGUCUCUGCUUUGUUUGCACCCUCACUAGCUUCAUCCAGGAUUUCUGAAGUGGGUGAUAAUACCAUUGCCCUUGGUAAUUGUGACAUUUGCUCUAAUAAUUACAUGUAUUAUUUGAGUACUUGGGCCAGGUUCUGUCUGAAGUCCCAGAACUCCACCCAGGUGUGUGGUGGUACUGCACAUUAGCACAAGUGAAACUAAAGAAAACUUUUGUCUUCAGUCAGUUGUAUCAUGACCUCUCUCUUGUGACUGAAGCUCCCAGAAGGCUCUUUUGGAAACAUCUGCUCCAUAUUCUUCAUAUAAGUUUGUAAAUACAGAUUUUUUUCACAGCAUUGACUCUGUUACUGAAUUUCCUAAUGCAUCUUUUUGUUGUCUUGUUAUUUGUACUGUAUUUCUCUGUAGACUAAACUGUGUGGAUUAAAGUAUUUAAACUC
Messenger RNA from Grus americana (Whooping crane), 9627 nucleotides. RefSeq names its product diacylglycerol kinase epsilon (gene DGKE). The record is from RefSeq and is a predicted model, not a curated record. Gene Ontology annotation, molecular function: ATP-dependent diacylglycerol kinase activity. Bases 631 to 2340 code for a protein of 569 amino acids. NCBI's taxonomy places the organism in Eukaryota, Metazoa, Chordata, Aves, Gruiformes, Gruidae. The transcript has 11 exons.